AUGUCUAUCUCACGUUUUCCACCUAAUUUUCGACAUUCUAUAUUUAAUCUAUCUUUUUUGCAGUGCAAUCUUCAGAAGUCUCGAGCCAGUACUGAUCAUUUUAUGCAAGUUUUCUUGGAGGGAGAUUUUGAUUUUGCCUUCCUUCAGGAAUUUUAUUCCUUGCAUAAUUCAAUUGCUGGUCUCCCUCUUCAACUUUCUUUUUAUCAGUCUGACUCGGGGCUGUCAGCUUUGGUAUUUUCUUCUUCUUUUCCUUUACAAUUAUUUUUUCAUUCACAAUAUUUUGUCACUGCACUAUUUUCAACAGAUACCGCGACAUUUCUUCUUACUUCUGUGUACGUUCCUCCCAAUGAUGAUUUAACACAUCUUUUUCGGGAUCUAGAUUUAAUGUUUAGUCGUUGCAGGCCUGGCUAUAGACAUAUUAUUCUUGGUGACUUUAAUGCUUCACAUUCCCUUUGGGGUGCCCGGGAUUGUACCCCUCGUGGUACUCAAUUAGUUGAUUUUUUUACGUUCCACCAUUUGGUUGUUCUUAACACUUCUGACUCACUUCCUACCUUUUUAACUUCUCGCUCCCAGGGUUGGAUUGAUCUUUCUCUAGUUAGUGCCUCACUUUCUCCACUCAUCCAAAAUUGGCAAGUCCGUUCUGAUUUGGUCAGUCUUAGUGACCAUCAGUAUAUUACUUUCAACUUCGCAGACACUAUUUCUUUUUCCUCCGUUACUCGUUUUAAAACCCUGGGUGUUAAUCCUCAACCUUUCAUUUCUCGUUUCGCACCUUCCGCCCAAUACUUUACUCACCAAUUUUCUUCUUGUGCUUCUAUCGGGGAUCUUGAUCUUAUAUAUUCUAAUUUCAUACAAUCUAUUUAUCUUGAAUCUCUUUCAUCAUUUAAAUUUAAAAGAUCUCCUCGAUUUCGUCAGUCACCAUGGUGGAAUUCUUCUCUCCAGCUGUUGCGUAGGAGAGUACGCGCUUUGCGUCGUCGUGCUCAAUCAGCUGUUGACCCAUCUAUUCGUAAUUCUCGUUUUCUUGAAUAUCGACGUCUACAGGCAAUUUGUUCUUUGGCAACAAACUCUCCAAUUCUCUUUAAAAUUUUCGCUCUUUAA
Molecule: messenger RNA, 1095 nt
Organism: Stegodyphus dumicola
Lineage: Eukaryota; Metazoa; Arthropoda; Arachnida; Araneae; Eresidae
Source: RefSeq, a predicted model, not a curated record